AUGCAGGUCAGCAUAGGAACCCUCUGGACUCAACAGCUACAUUACAAACAACUCGACGUCAUACAUCUACAAGUGCUAGGAGGUCAAGCAUUCGGUGUUGAAGCAGUCGGUGAAGGCAAUGAGGUAAAAUGCUUCUUAAUCACGGAUGACACAGCAAAACAACUGCUGAAUAACGCAUAUUUAGAAAUAUUCGAAUCAGAGGAGUUCUGCAUCGAACCGCCUUCAGCUGUAUUCCAAAAGAAGGACACGAGAGGAUUGCGAGCAAAGUUUGAUGAUAUG
Molecule: messenger RNA, 279 nt
Organism: Cylicostephanus goldi
Lineage: Eukaryota; Metazoa; Nematoda; Chromadorea; Rhabditida; Strongylidae
Source: the annotation of a GenBank genome assembly